Molecule: messenger RNA, 405 nt
Organism: Ostertagia ostertagi
Lineage: Eukaryota; Metazoa; Nematoda; Chromadorea; Rhabditida; Trichostrongylidae
Source: the annotation of a GenBank genome assembly
AUGUACACCGCGAUGGUAAAUCCGUGGAUCGGUGCUCCCUCCUUGCUUGAAGCGACUUGCAUCGACGAACUCGAAGAGACUCGUAUAGUAGAAGAUGUGUAUCUUACCGCAUGCGAUUCAAUCGCUGAAACAAUGCUUGCUCCUGGUGCCACUGAUGAGAAGUUUAAUAUUUGUCAGGAAAUAUGCUCCACCGAGAAACAUUAUAUUGCUAACCUCAAACUAUUACUCAAAGUAAAAGACGCUUUACUGGAACGCGUCUCUAAAAAUAAACCAUUAAUGGAGGAGGCAACAGUUAAGCAAAUAUUUGGAAAAAUUAAGCCGAUAGUAGAUGUUCAUGAGAAAAUUGUCGCAAAACUCGAGGACUUAAUGGAGAAUUUUGAUAGGAAAUGUCAUAAAAUUGCCGAG